AUAAGGUUCGAAGGGUCGUAUUAUCAUUCAUCGCUAAAAUAUCAAAUUCGUCUGUGGAUAAUAACAACAACAGCAACAACAACAAAAUUAGAUGGCGGAAGAGGGACAGGUUGUCGGCUGCCACACAGUUGAGUCAUGGAAGGAGCAGCUUCAGAAGGGAAUCGACACCAAGAAACUGAUUGUGGUGGACUUUAUGGCUUCAUGGUGUCCGCCAUGUCGGUUUAUUGCCCCAAUUUUGGCUGAUUUGGCAAAGAAGAUGCCUCAUGUCAUUUUCUUGAAGGUUGAUGUUGAUGAAUUGAAGUCUGUUGCUGAAGAAUGGGAUGUGGAAGCCAUGCCAACCUUUGUGCUGAUGAAAGAAGGGAAAAUUUUGGACAGAAUUUUGGGAGCGAAGAAAGAUGAGUUGCAACUGGCAAUCACAAAGCAUGCUACUACUGAACCUCCUGCUCCAACAGCUGAAACUGCUGCUCCAACUGCUGAAUCUGCUGCUACAACUGCUAAUGCUUGAUUGUUGGGGGUUCAUGAACGGAAUAAUGAUAGUUUGAUGUAGUUUCAAGUGUCAUGUCUUUGUUUGUGGUUAGUUUUAUCUACUCUUUUAUCUUUGUAUGAUUGGAUGUGUGGAAUGUUCAGCUAUGUAAGAGUUAAUAAUCUUAGUCCCAUUGUCCUU
Pistacia vera is the source of this 664-nucleotide messenger RNA. RefSeq names its product thioredoxin H-type-like. The record is from RefSeq and is a predicted model, not a curated record. The coding region runs from base 92 to 505 and encodes 137 amino acids. The transcript is spliced from 3 exons. Lineage: Eukaryota; Viridiplantae; Streptophyta; Magnoliopsida; Sapindales; Anacardiaceae.